This is a messenger RNA of Scleropages formosus (Asian bonytongue), 2323 nucleotides long. RefSeq names its product neutrophil cytosolic factor 1 (gene ncf1). NCBI's taxonomy places the organism in Eukaryota, Metazoa, Chordata, Actinopteri, Osteoglossiformes, Osteoglossidae. The coding region runs from base 841 to 2067 and encodes 408 amino acids. Gene Ontology annotation, molecular function: phosphatidylinositol binding; protein binding; superoxide-generating NADPH oxidase activator activity. Gene Ontology annotation, biological process: respiratory burst; superoxide anion generation. The transcript is spliced from 13 exons. Gene Ontology annotation, cellular component: cytoplasm; NADPH oxidase complex. The record is from RefSeq and is a predicted model, not a curated record.
UACUGAAGCGACAAUUCAGAUGAACGCUAUCUCUAGUGGAAAUAUUGCAUGUGCUUUUCCUCAUAACUAAGAGUAAAAUCAACAGAUUAUUAGGUCCUUGCCAGCUUGCAUCUGACUUAAAUAAACCAUCUGAUUUAACAGUUUCACUCGAUCAGGUUUAUCUCAGAAAGUAUGUUGAAAUGAAGCAAUGUGAGGUUGCUCAAGAUCCUUUCUUCCUCCAACACAUUUUUAACCACUGUUUACAAUGAGGAAAUACAUAAAGUUCACUUGAUCUGAAUCACUGGUUAAGGACAGAAUUCUGCUGCUUUACUAAUUUGUGCUACCUCAUUCUGAAAUCUGUCAAAUUUUCUAAGAGCUACAGUUUUCCAUUAAUUGCUUCAGGAAGUAUCAGUUACAUCACUUGAAGUUAAGAAGCACUGGUGGUAAUUGCAUUUUACAGUAAUUAUCUACCACUAUUAUUAAUAGCAAAAGGAGGGCAGAAAAACAUAUAGGUGGUGCAUGUAACGCAUACCUAUGUACAUGCAAACUAUACAAACUAUGUGCAAUGAAGGAUUAUCGGUUCACCUGAAAACACAUAUUUCGGGAGUGUGCGAGGGAAUCGGAGGUCCUGGAGGAAACCCAUUUAAAUUCCACCCAGACUGAGCUGCUUCUGAACCCAUGUCCAUCCGCGCAGCCUAGACGCUAGCACUACCCACUGCGCCUCCCUGAUGUAUGACCAGGACUGUUGCCUAACAAGAGCAGUGGAUAUGGAUGCCGGAAUCCCGACCUUUGAAUGGACCCAGAUGGGUCUACCAGUCGCUGAAGUUUUUGCCUUGAGCUUUUCCUCCACGCAGCUCCAGCAUGGACCCCACAUACAUCCGUCACCUCGAGCUGCUGGGCUUCGAAAGGAGAUUCUUCCCUCGGCAUCAUUACGUGUACAUGUUCCUGGUGAAAUGGAGUGACCUGUCAGAAAAGCUAGUCUACAGGAAAUAUCCAGAAAUUCAUACGUUUCAUAAAUCUCUGAAAGAGAUGUUCCCCAUUGAAGCUGGAGACAUUGAUCCCAAAGACAGGAUAAUUCCCUCCCUGCCUGCACCAAAGUGGUUUGACAAUCAGAAGACAACUGAAAACAGACAGGGCACAUUGGCAGAGUACUGCCAUUCCUUGCUCAACCUGCCACCCAAGAUUUCACGGUGCCAGCUGCUGUUGGACUUUUUCCAGGUCAGACCUGAUGAUGAGAUUCCACCCUCCUCACACCCGUUUAAAAGAAAUGAAACCUACUUGAUGUCAAAGGACAGAUCAAGAAACAACACAUCUGAGAUCAGUGGCCCCAUUAUCCUGGAGACAUACAGGGCUAUUUCAGAUUACAGCAAAAACUCCAAGCGUGAAGUGGACCUGUCUGCAGGAGACAUGUUGGAGAUUAUAGAGAAGAAUCCUAAUGGCUGGUGGUUCUGCCAGUGCGAGUCCCGCCGUGGCUGGGUGCCUGCAUCCUACCUGGAGCCAUUGGAGGGACCUGAUGAGGCUGAGGAGCCAGAGCCAAACUACGAGGGGGAGUUGUAUGAAACCAUUAAAGCAUAUACCGCCACUCAAGAAGAUGAGUUCACCCUUCAAGCAGGAGAGAUUAUUGAGGUCAUCCACAAAUUGCUGGACGGCUGGUGGGUGGUCAGGAAAGGGGAGGAGACUGGCUACUAUCCCUCCAUGUUCCUGUGCAAAACUGGACUAAGGAAGGAGGCAGACACCGACAGGAAUAUGAUCAGAAGGGAGACACCCCCACCCAGAAGGUCCACAAUCCGUAACGUUAAGAGCAUCCACGCAAAAGGGCGCAACCGAAUCACCCAGGACGCCUACCGCAGGAACAGCCGGCGCUACUUGCAACAGCGCGGCCCUCGUUCCUCCCCUGGCCGCGCAGCCCCCAAGGCCUCGGCGGGGUCAUCCGCGCAGGACAGGAGGCUCACGGGCGGGAGCGCUUCUGGGCCUGCUUCGGAGCCCAAAAAGAUGCCCAUCGUACCUCCCCGUCCAAGUACAGAGCUCAUCCUGGAGCGCUGCACGGCGGAUACGCGGAAGAAGGUUGUUAUCCACAGCACCACCUGAGAAGCGGUCAUCCCAAAUUGCUCAACCUGUCAUCGUGUGGCUACGUCAUUCCUCUGCGUGUUACGUGGUCUAAAAUAAUGCUAUAACCCCGAUGGAAGAAUCGUACGAGCGCGUUCUGGCUGCCUCUGCUUUUUUUUCUGAAGUGCUCCUGUGUCUGGCAACAUCAGUGGUACGAAGUGUGUGUAUAACAGCGCUGUAAUAGUUCCAGAAGGCAUUUCAUUACUGUGCUGAAUUUGCAAGGCAGUGUUUAUUUAUU